UUGCCUAUUUUUCAGUGGACUGGAUUCCUCUGUGACUUCCUAUACACAGAGUCAGGUGAAUGGAAUGGUGCUGGCUGUCAGGGAGUUUGCUGUGGAGACAUCUCAACUGACCAGAAAGACACUGUUUACCGAGGCCAAGUCCGAGGAGAAGGGAAGGAAGAGGCGACAGGCAGGGUCACAGGGUCAACGAGCAAGGUCACAGGGUCGUGGUGAUACAGAGUGUGCGACACAUCCUGAAAAUUUCUUCCAAAAUUAUUUUGAAGUGUUUGGAAGGAUGUUUUCCUUAAAAAAGGGUGAAAUACCCCAGAGAUGGUUUACCUUCCGACACCAAGCCGUGAGAAACAGUCCUGAUCUGGUGUAUCAUUUCUUCUCUAAAGGGAAGUCAAUGGAAGAACUCUUUUUCCUGAUGGAGAUAAAGGAAUUCCCAGUUAAUCAGGGUGCAGUAGAUUUUGAAGAACAAGUUGGAACCAGAGAGUUAGCGCGAGUUGGAGCUGAGCUGUUGGGCCAGUCUAUGUGUUGUGUAUUUUAUCCCUGUUCUCUGGGGGUCCUCUGUAUGGAAACUAAAUUGAUGUUUGUUUUCCUGAAAAUCUCACUGAAACAUUCCAUCUCCAUUCGUAAGGGAGAGAAGGGAUCUCCAGAUACUCCGUGUAAGAUCAUGUACACCGAGGUGUUUGACAUUCUGAAAGCUGAGGACAGAUUAAAAAUGUCGGACAUCUUGUUCUGGUUAGGGUGUGUUCAGGAUUAUGGAAAAUAUAAGUUUUUCUGACCAUGAACAGUGUAUUAUUAGCAAUUGUGAGAGGUUGUCGGUGAAAUGUACAUUACAAAUUAUUGUCUAAGUUUGUCAGAAUACAACACAUUUACAGUCUUUGUCAAAAUUUGUCAUUAAAUACCAUUAAUUUUA
This is a messenger RNA of Saccostrea cuccullata (small rock oyster), 901 nucleotides long. RefSeq lists its product as uncharacterized. The record is from RefSeq and is a predicted model, not a curated record. Bases 65 to 766 code for a protein of 233 amino acids. Lineage: Eukaryota; Metazoa; Mollusca; Bivalvia; Ostreida; Ostreidae. The transcript has 4 exons.